Molecule: messenger RNA, 808 nt
Organism: Nicrophorus vespilloides
Lineage: Eukaryota; Metazoa; Arthropoda; Insecta; Coleoptera; Silphidae
Exons: 2
Coding region: 166-777 (203 amino acids)
Source: RefSeq, a predicted model, not a curated record
AAUAAAGCACAUCUGGUUGCAUAACUCAUCUCAAGUUUAACCUACAAUUUGAAAUAAAUACACAAAACGUAUCCACGUUAAAAGAACUGCUCUGAUUGUAUCAGUUCUUCAAAAAAUAUAACUGAAUCCAUGGUUAUUUAACGAUUGUUUACCAAUUUCUCAAAGAUGAGUACGCAGUCUGGUAACGGAUCGCGGACGAGACCACAGAAGUACCAAAACCGCGUAGCUUACAAGAACAAUCUGCAUGACACGAGCCACAAGACGAAGAAGUUAAAUGCAAUUCAGGUGUCGGAGGUGUGCGAGAAGUGCAGGGCAGUCAUCGAGUGGAAGAUCAAAUACAAGAAGUACAAACCUCUAACGCAGGCUAAGAAAUGCGUCAAAUGUGAGGAGAAGAAGGUGAAAAAGGCGUACACCGUUCUGUGCUCGGAUUGCGGUAAGAAACAUAAAAUUUGCACCAAGUGUCUGGAGUCAAAGGAAAUCGUGCCGAGGGCACCAAGCAAGAAUGAAGAACUGAAGAUGGACCUGGAGCUCAAACAAAUGCUCCAGACGCUGUCUGAGCGCAAACGUAGAACAUUCAUCCGAUAUAUGAAUAAAAAGAAAUCUGACGAUACUCAGGACACGAACGAAACUGCACCAAUGAAGAAGGAGGAACUCGUGAAGAAGCUUAACGCGCUCAAAGUUGAUGACGAAGAGAACGAUUCUGAUUUCGAUUAUAGUGACUUUAGUGAUAAUGAAGAUGAUGAAAAAGAUGACGAUGAUGAUAAAGAUUCUUCAUAAUAGAUGUGACUUAUUUUAUUACAAUAUUAUU